AUGUCGCCAAAUACGAAUCAAGCAACGCAAUUGAAUAACAGUCGCGGCCCCGCCGGCAGCGUUCGCGCCGCUGCCGGAGUGGACGGGGCUCAAGUCGAGCGCGAGCCUCAAGAGUCGCUUCGACAGGCUCGACACGUUUCUGCCAGUCACGAUCAGCAGCACGCCUCGACUGGUGCUUCGGCUGCCGGCUUUCAACAAUUCGCUCCACCGCGCAAAAUGCCGGGCUCCAUGUGGUCCGGUCGACGCGAGCCUGUGAGAGGGGUAGCGUCGCUUUCGCAGGGAGGAGAAUCCCAAACAACAACGAGGAGUAGAGGCGGACCGCUGCAAAGCACGGCCUCGAUCAGGGACACCCACGGAAACACAGUCGCGAGAUCACGCGGCGCCAUCAGCAAUGGAUUGCCCGCUGCUGCUGCUGCAGUGCCGAUCGUGCGAUACCAGCAAGGCGGAGAACCGAGUUACCUUCCGAUAUCACCACCCUCCACUCCUCCUUCAUCACCUCCUACCGCCUAUCACGACAUGCUAGGUCGCGCUCGCCAGCUGACUCUUUCUGACAGUGGUCGAGCAGACGACGAGCGCCAGAUCGAGCUUGAUGAGCGGCGGCCCACGCCACGAACGGCAGACGCGUCCCAAUCGGCAACGCGCAGCGCUGAGGAUGCCUUGCUGAAGGCUGCUGCGGCAUCGGUAGCCACAUCAAGAGCGAAUGUGGACGCUUCGCAAGAUGCAAGCAGAAAUGGCUCGUCUUCCCAGGGAUUUGUCAGGCCUGAUGAGACUGGGCUCGACUCCACGCAGCGGAGGGCUGACAAGCACGGCAAACGACCCCAGCAACAGCCACCCCCUACGCAGCCUCUAAUGCCCAACACGCCAGAAGCUACACCAACGACCAUGUCGCCUGCCGAAGGUUUGCUCCGUCAUCAGCCAACUGCAAGUGCCUUUGAGCUGCUGCAGUCAAUCUAUCCGCUGUUACCUUCCGCAUCUUCCCCUCUUGGUGUCGCUCAAGAUGCGGGUGUGGAGCUUGUAUGCAGCAAAUGGAAAGGAGCGGUGUUAGAUGAGGAUGGAGGAACGGGUACUACAUCAUCACGAUCGCUACACGUCCUCAUGCCAAACGACAUCAGAGCAGGCGGGCCUCUGCGAGAUGAGAUCUUGGCCCUGCUGGAUCUGGCAUCCGAAAGACUGGCGUGUGGAAGGGUGAUCAUAGCUAUGGAGAGGAGCGAAAUGGAGGAUUUUCCCACCACUCUGCAUGGGCUAUGCUACGUCGGCGCUCAGGUUGUCUCGGAUGCUGGUCACGCCCUAUUGGUACCUCGCGAUGGCGUCAUCUUGGCGGGCAUCGACCUGAUGUGA
Molecule: messenger RNA, 1338 nt
Organism: Ceraceosorus guamensis
Lineage: Eukaryota; Fungi; Basidiomycota; Exobasidiomycetes; Ceraceosorales; Ceraceosoraceae
Exons: 3
Coding region: 1-1338 (445 amino acids)
Biological process (GO): positive regulation of protein catabolic process
Cellular component (GO): nucleus; cytoplasm
Molecular function (GO): ornithine decarboxylase inhibitor activity
Source: RefSeq, a predicted model, not a curated record